AUGGCGUAUCACACCCGCCCGGGAAAGGGCUCUGGUCCUGUGUUUCUCCGUCCGUCGCCAGAGCCAAGCGGGAGUUCGUCGAACUCUGUCUGUCCUGUAUGCAAGAACUGGUCUCUUGAGCGAUGGACGACACCGUCACAUGGCCGACGACAGAGCCCCGGGGCGCCGAUGAGAGUCGACUUUUUUCAGGUGGCCGAGUCGGCCUACGAGGAGCAGUGCCGGUUCUGCUACGUCAUAUACUAUUCACUCCUGGCCAUGGGUUGCGAUGUGCAAAUCCAUGGCUACUCGGUCCUGUCUCUCCAUGCAAAGCCGAACGCCCCCUUCUACGUUCUCUGGGAUGAUGCUCGGGUCGGCCGCAGCGUCGUCGAGGUGUUCCGUGAAAAGGACGCAGGCUGUCUGCUGGACAUGCUUGGGUCAGCAACGCCCCUACGCGAGGAUCUUCGCGAUCCAGGACUCUACGACGAGAUGCGACAGGUUCUCCACGAGUGCGAGGAGGAGCACCCUGCGUGUUCACAGGUCACUGGUGAGCUGCCGCGGCGGCUGCUGCAUAUUGGGCCCGCAGCCCGCCCCGAUCUCUGCGUGACAGCCAGUUUCCCAGAAGAUGCGCGAUACAUUGCUCUGAGCCACUGCUGGGGGCCCGACGCGCCUUUGACGACCACAUGGGCAACCCUCACGCAGCGCGAAGAAGGUAUCGAGUGGAAGGACCUGCCUCGAACGUUUCAGGAUGCCAUCACCGUCGCUCGACAACUCGACGUCGAGUACAUGUGGAUCGACUCUCUUUGCAUAAUACAAGAUGACGAAGACGACUGGGCCGUCGAGUCGCUGAAGAUGGGCUUCAUCUACGAGCGAGCCUACCUCACAGUGGCCGCAGCAACGGCAGCCGGCGACCGCCAAGGGUUCCUCGGCGGCUCGCCCGGGCGCGAGCACUUUGCGUCGCGCACCAUCGACAUGGACCCCUUUGGCGGGCCGUCGGGCGUGCAAGCGCGGCGCGUCUUCGACGUGCGCGCCACGACGCUCCAGGACCCCCUGCACACGCGCGCGUGGACCUUUCAGGAGCGCAUCAUGCCGCGGCGCAUCCUGACCUUCUCCUCGGCCGUCUUCUUCGAGUGCCACACGGGCGCGCGCUGCGAGACGGGCAGCGGCAUCCACGCCGACCCGUUCUACCGCGCCAACGUCGGCGUCGCCGGCGACAACUUCUUCCGCGACAAGGAGCGCCGGUUCCUCGACCUGCUGCGCCGCGAGGCCGACCCCCGCAGCCUCUACGACCUGUGGGGUGUCGGCAUCAUCGAGCAGGUGUCCAAACGCCGGCUGACGCACGCGCGCGACGUGCUGCCGGCCAUCUCGGCGCUGGCGCGGCGCUUCCACGCCGCGCGGCCGGGCGACACGUAUCUCGCCGGCAUGUGGCGCCAGGACCUCGCCGGCGCCCUCACGUGGACUGCCGACCCGAACAAGCGCGGCGCCCUCACACGGAGCUCGCUCAUGGUGGGGCUUCACGACGACGACGACGACGACGAGGAGGGGGAGGGCUCGCGCUGCCGCACGACGCGGGUCUACCGCGCGCCGUCGUGGAGCUGGGCCUCCAUAGACGGGCCGACGUGCCUCGACGGCCUGGGCGACGUCGUGGGCAAGGGCGCCGAGAGCGACUGGAAAUUCCGGGUCCUCGACGCCCACACGGACGUCAGCUCGGCGAACCCCUACGGCGAGGUGACGGGCGGGUGGCUGCGCAUCCGGGGACGGCUCGCGACGGCCGUCCUGACCAUCUACUCGAACAGCUUUGUCGAUCCGAAGGACGGGAGACCCAGACCCGCCUCGAGGCCCGCCGUCGGUCUGAAGCUGCUGAACGUCUUGGGAGACGUCGUGCCGGCCCCGAGCCACCGCGGUAUCGGCAUCGACACGCCGCUGGAGUCCCGCGUUGUCCUCAACGGAUCCGUCACCACGGGCGCGCGCGUGGACGGAGGCGGCGACUGGCUGGAACGAAAAGCCAACAUGGACUUCACGGUGCGUAUCAUGAUGGUGGCGAGGUUGCUCAACGGAGGGGGGCCCUUUUGCCUGAUUCUGGGCAACAAUGGUCUCUACGGAGACGACGCGACGUGCUUCGAACGGCUUGGUGUUGUGAAUAUGCACGAGGACAGCCUUGUCAGCCGAGAGGAUGUGUGGCAUGAAGAGGAGUUUAUGAUUAUAUGA
This is a messenger RNA of Verticillium nonalfalfae, 2184 nucleotides long. RefSeq lists its product as uncharacterized. Bases 1 to 2184 code for a protein of 727 amino acids. The record is from RefSeq and is a predicted model, not a curated record. NCBI's taxonomy places the organism in Eukaryota, Fungi, Ascomycota, Sordariomycetes, Glomerellales, Plectosphaerellaceae. The transcript has 2 exons.